This is a messenger RNA of Serendipita indica DSM 11827, 1146 nucleotides long. NCBI's taxonomy places the organism in Eukaryota, Fungi, Basidiomycota, Agaricomycetes, Sebacinales, Serendipitaceae. The record is from the annotation of a GenBank genome assembly.
AUGAAACGUUCCUUCUUUGUUAAUAGCUCCCAGAAACCCACUACUUCUCAGCACGUGGGCAACCCUUCCGACAAUCACCAAGGGCCGACGCCCACAGAUGGCCAGCCCAAGAAAAGUCAAGGUCUACCAUUAACCCAAGGACCUAAACACAAGAAGUCGUCAAGGCCAAUCGCUGGAGGAACAGGAAUCGGGCCGAGCCCUGCUCACUCCCAUGGCCCUCAAAGCCUCUUUACUCCGAGCGAUGGCAACGCAUUUACACGCACACCAAUCUUGGCCGAAGAGCUAGGAUCAGAUACACCCACGGAUUUCAGCGAGUGUGAGCAAGAGACGCACGGACGCACUUCCGCCUAUUCGCCCGUGCUAGGUCAGCCAUCAGACGCAAGUCGAAUCAGACUCAAUGAAGAAGACGAAGCCUUUAUCAAUAAUCAAGCGUAUUUUUCUGAUCAGCAACGACCCGAGGUUCGGCUUCGCUUCCAACAAUAUUACCAGCGACAUCAGCGCAGUCCUCUCAAAGUCGAGCGAUCUAAGAAGCCCACCAAGACUGGCAAGAUUCGAAAGAAUGCCAAGGUCACGCAGGUUACUUGUAUCCCCUGUGGAAAAGUCGAAUCGUCGUUGCAAAAUAUGGCCCGACACCAGACGACUUGUCUGAAACUAAAGGGCAAAUACCUGUGCGACCAAAAUACCAAUGAUGGCUUGCCAUGCGACCGGAUGUAUUGUAAUAAAGAGGAGCUUAGCCGUCAUCUAAGAGAUGACCACGAAGUCUACGAGCGUCUUAUGAAGAAGCCUUUGAGAGCUUCUGCAAGUCAGGAAAUUCCCUCACCUUCUCCUGGAGGGAAUAAUUUUGCCCAGAUGAUCACGUCGCCUGACAAGAGAAGUCGCAUUAGAACCCCUACCCCACCGUUGCGACCCUUUAAAAAGUCGAGAAAGGACGUCGACUCGCGAGCUGUGCUCAUAUCCCAACUAAUUGAGGAGGAGGAUUCCGACGAUAGGCUUGUGGAUCGCAUAUACCAUCCCAUCCCUCAAAGGAAUUUCCUCAUUCCGGAGGCUACCCUUAUGGAACCGGACCAAGAACCACCAAAUUCGACAUUGAAGAAGACUUGCGAAGCACUGCUUGCUGCAUUGAUUCCUUUGUGCGCAAUGAUGUGA